This is a messenger RNA of Lolium rigidum, 1987 nucleotides long. RefSeq names its product protein NRT1/ PTR FAMILY 8.3-like. Gene Ontology annotation, cellular component: membrane. The record is from RefSeq and is a predicted model, not a curated record. The transcript has 5 exons. The coding region runs from base 1 to 1728 and encodes 575 amino acids. Gene Ontology annotation, biological process: transmembrane transport. Lineage: Eukaryota; Viridiplantae; Streptophyta; Magnoliopsida; Poales; Poaceae. Gene Ontology annotation, molecular function: transmembrane transporter activity.
AUGGAGGAAGACCACCUGCGCAUCAGUAUCCUAGUCAAGGAUGGUGCAACAAGCCAUAAUGCUGAGGAAUCACACUCUCUACUGGAAGUAUGCCAACAGCCAGAGCUGAAAUGUACAAGUUCUGACUGGAAAGCGCCUGCAAUCAUUCUCGGAUUUGAAUGCCUGGAGAGCAUGGCUUUCAAUGGUGUCGCUACAAACCUAGUCGUGUAUAUCCGCUCAGUUCUCCAUGGUGGCAUUGCUUCAAGUGCAUCAACUGUUUCUCUUUGGUAUGGUACGAGCUUCUUUGUACCUAUACUUGGAGCUGUCAUGGCGGAUGCUUACUGGGGAAAUUACAAGACUGUCUUGAUCUCCCUUACAAUGUACCUACUUGGCAUGGUACUCAUUACAGUUGGAGCUUUUAUACCUUCUGCUCCAGCCUUAUGCAACUUGAACCCAUGCCCGUCAUCAAAAGGAACACAAAAUGUGAUUUUCUUCUCUGGUUUGUAUCUAACUGCUGUUGGUUGUGGAGGAGUAAGGUCUGCAUUGCUUCCACUUGGUGCUGACCAAUUCAACAAUGAGAAUGGCGUAGAUAUGCAAAAAAGGAGGAAUUUCUUCAGUUUGUUCUAUAUCUCUGUCAUCUUUGGUGUGAUAACUUCAGGAACCAUUGUAGUUUGGAUUCAGGAAAAUGUGAGCUGGGCUUUAGGUUAUGGCAUUGCCACCACGUGUAUAGCUCUCGCUUUGGUAGGCUUUGUGGUUGGAACACCAACAAUUCGGCGGCGUGAGCCCAGUGGUUCCCCAGUGAAAAGUAUUUUCCAGGUUAUUGCUGCUGCUUGUAAGAACAUGGACUUAGCACUCCCUGCUGAUAGCUCUCUCCUUUAUGAAGCCACUAGCAAGAAUGCACACACCAGUGAAUCAAAAUUAGCUCACACUGAUGAUUUCAGGUUCUUAGAUAAGGCGGCUGUUAUUUCUGAUCUGCGCUUGGACAACCGCAGUAGUCAAAAUUCAUGGAGGAUCUGUACUAUAACUCAGGUUGAGGAAUUAAAAAUACUAAUGCGCUUGCUUCCAAUAUGGGCAACUGGAGUAUUAUUUGGUGCUGCAAUAUCACAAAUGCACACUACGUUCAUUCAGCAAGGAAUUGUGAUGAACACCAAGAUUGGCUCGCUUUCCAUUCCACCAGCUUCUUUGUAUUCCUUUGAAGUGAUCUGCGUGGUGCUUUGGGUUCUUCUUGUGAACAGAGUCAUUGUACCAGCAACUAGGACAUGCUUCGCAAGCGGAGUGGAGCUAACACAGUUGCAGAGGAUCGGGAUAGGUCGUUUCCUGAUGAUCUUUGCGAUGGCAAUGGCUGCCCUUCUAGAAAAGAAGAGGCUACAGAGUAUCCAGCAUGGCGAGCAAUUAAGCAUCGUGUGGCAGCUCCCACAGUACUUUGUUAUCGCUGGGGCAGAAUGCUUUGCCGUCAUCACUCAACUGGAGUUCUUCCACGGUCAGGCGCCGGACUCCAUGAAGAGCAUGCUGACAGCGUUGGCGUUGCUCACCGUAGCUGUGGGCAACUACUUGAGCUCAGCUAUGAUCACCCUUGUUGCAGGGGUGACAAGGGCAUGGCAUAGCCCUGGAUGGAUACCUGAUGAUCUGAACGAAGGACAUCUUGACUACUUCUACUGGUGUCUUACAGCCAUCUCAUUUGUAAAUUUCCUUGUCUAUAUCUAUUUUGCUAGCAAAUACAAAUUAAAGAAAAUUAUUAUGCACGGCUAAAAUCCCUUGUAACCACACCAAUUGUAAGUAGUUAUAGGCCACACCGCCACAGAGCUACAGAAGAACCUUUUUAUAUCACAUAUGUUGGCUCAGAUUAUGUCAGAAGACUGUAUUGGCAAUGCCGUAAUGGCACCUGUAGAAAUAUUAUUUUGCAAGUUAUGUACGCCAUGAAGAAUGUAGAUCUUACAUUUUCUGUAGCAUUUCCAAUGGCUUCUCUUGCGCAGUAAACAUUGUAAUACAUCCAGUUUUGACACUUCUA